UUCCCAUUCUCAGUCCUAUUGUAGUCCCAGGCUGAGAAGCAGAGAGUCAGAUCCCAGGCAGAGAGAGCAGAGGUGUCGGGACUCCCUCUGCUGUUCUGGGUGGGAGGGAUCACGUGGCUCUCUGCUGACUUUUCUCCGCACAACUUUCCCUGGAGUUGUCAGAUCUGCUCGGAGAGGGUCAGGGGGACACCUGCACUGAGGACUGCUCUAUGGGGACACCAACACUGUGAUAUCCCACCAGGGAGACAUGAUCCAGCCUGUCCUGCUGGGAUCCAAGCUCUGAGCUCUGUCUGCACACCUCUGAUUAAAAGAAAUAAAGAUGGCAAGUAAAAUGUCCACGGUUUGGGUCCUCUUGUUCUUAGUGCCAUGUGUACAACUUCAAGGAACUAAUAUGAAACCGACUUGGCCAACCUAUAAAGUCCCCGUCAUCGUUCCUGAGUCUACAACUGGUUUGGAGAAGCCUCACUUUGAUGCGGCGCCAAGGCUAGACGUGCCAUGUUCCUGCGGUCCUGAUUGCCACAAACAUUUCCCAACACCAACAGUUGAGGACCUGAAAGAGAACAUGGCAUAUGAAACACUUUAUGCCAAUGGGAGCCGCAUACUGACUGAAGUAGGCAUCUACGUUCUUGGCACCAAUGCCGGGACUAGAAACGGAGCCAGCAAGUCCCGUCAGAAGAGACAGAUCUAUGGUCAUGACACUAGAUUUAACAUAUAUGGAAAGAACUUCUUACUUAAUUAUCCCUUCUCAACAUCAGUAAAGUUAUCCACAGGCUGUACAGGUACUUUGGUAGCUGAAAAACACGUCCUUACAGCAGCCCAUUGUAUCCAUGAUGGUAAAAGCUACGUUAAAGGAGCACAGAAGCUCAGAGUGGGCUUCUUAAAGCCAAAAACAAAAGAUGGUCGUAAAGGUUUCAACCACACAUAUUCGGGAACAGGCGAUAAAAUGAAGUUCCAGUGGAUUCGGGUGAAAAGGACACAUGUCCCAAAAGGUUGGAUUAAAGGUAAUGCUAAUGAUAUUGGCAUGGAUUAUGACUAUGCUUUGUUAGAGCUCAAAAAGCCACAUAAAAGACAGUUCAUGAUGAUCGGAGUAAGUCCUACAGGUCGCCAAUUGCCUAGUCACCGAAUCCACUUCUCUGGCUUUGACAAUGACAGACCGGGAGACCUCGUGUACAGGUUCUGCGAAGUUAAGGACGAAACGUAUGACCUUCUAUACCAACAAUGCGAUGCCCAACCCGGCGCCAGCGGAUCUGGAGUCUAUGUCAGAAUGUGGCGGAGAGAUAAGCAACAGUGGGAGCGAAAAAUUAUUGGAAUAUUCUCCGGGCACCAGUGGGUUGACAAAAAUGGUGACAAACAGGAUUUCAAUGUCGCUGUGCGCAUCACGCCCCUUAAGUAUGCCCAGAUAUGUUUCUGGAUAAAGGGAAACUAUAUAGAUUGUCAGGAUCGUUGAUUCCCAGUCCAAAUACUUCAGAGUGACUGUCUUAUAAUUUCGAGAAAGGCCAAAUAUGAACAAAAAGAGACAUUGCUAAAGCAUUCCACCAAACGGUUCAAUGAAUCCAUUGUUUGAGGUGUUGUCAAGGAAGACUGGAGUGAAACACUGAGGCACAAUGCUCACAUAGAUCUUUAUACUUCACAGAUACUAAGUGCAACGGUUGCAUAAGACAGCUGUUGAUGAGAGAUGUUAAUAUAUUUUUACAGAAUGAUGGAUUUUUGCUUUUGCCUUUUUUAAGUUUAUUUUUGUUUCUUACUGGGCAAUCGGCAUAAUUAACCAGCAUUUUUACGCCAACCUGCAAUAUUGAUUGGUGGAUUUCUUUUUGAAUAUAAGACAUUGAAGAUACAGAAAGUUAUUUGACGGUGACAGCUUGCCGCACAAUAUAUAAUCUGCACUUUCCUGGUCUAAAAUAGAAUUGAAAAUACUCGUCUCUUUUAAAUUACUAUUUCUGUACUGAUGUUUGAUUACUGCUGUGGAUGAGCAACUGUAUUUUUUCCCCCCCUAAAGUGGCUUUUAAUCUCAGGAUGUACAAAAUAUGCAGAUGGAAACUAAAAUGUAUUAUUAUGAUGUCAAA
This is a messenger RNA of Rana temporaria (common frog), 2063 nucleotides long. It is a transcript of the gene PRSS23, whose product is annotated as serine protease 23. Gene Ontology annotation, molecular function: serine-type endopeptidase activity. Gene Ontology annotation, biological process: proteolysis. The coding region runs from base 320 to 1447 and encodes 375 amino acids. The record is from RefSeq and is a predicted model, not a curated record. Lineage: Eukaryota; Metazoa; Chordata; Amphibia; Anura; Ranidae. The transcript is spliced from 2 exons.